Messenger RNA from Sinocyclocheilus anshuiensis, 2576 nucleotides. Its product is annotated as tyrosine-protein kinase Lyn-like. Lineage: Eukaryota; Metazoa; Chordata; Actinopteri; Cypriniformes; Cyprinidae. The transcript has 13 exons. The record is from RefSeq and is a predicted model, not a curated record. Gene Ontology annotation, molecular function: protein tyrosine kinase activity; protein binding; ATP binding. The coding region runs from base 346 to 1878 and encodes 510 amino acids. Gene Ontology annotation, biological process: protein phosphorylation.
UUUGUCUGUGUAUCUGUCUGUCUAUCUAUCUGCCUGUAGGUCUAUAGUGUUGUUAUAGUGUAAAUGUUUUAAUAUUGAUUACUCGUUUACAGGGCCGUGCACAGGGGGGUGGCCCUGUGGCUAGAGCCACUGCCCCUUUGCCCUCAUCGGCUGAGUUGCCCCUCUCACCAAUCCCCCCCAUCACCACAGCUCAAAGCUGUCUGUUACCGCUCUGCUAAAGAUCCGCUGAUUCCGCUAAUCCACUCUGUGUUUCCAGCCCGCUCCGCAGCAUCACUCACAAUCUGUGUGCCGCUCUCUGGAGAGUGGAGACCACAGUCCCCGAAGGUAGUUGCAUUACCAGGAAACAUGGGUUGUAAAAAAUCCAAGUUGAAUGGUGACCAAAAUAGAGGUGUGCUUGAAGGGAACAAACACCAGUCAGUACGUACCGACCAAACUGUAUAUGUGAGAGAUCCAACCUCCUAUAAGCCUCAUAUAAAUAAUCCGACUACCGGUCUCCUGCCUGGUCAGGUGUUCCAAAAAAUGGAAGAAAAGGAAAAAAUAGCCAUUGCUUUGUAUCCGUAUGACGCCAUUCAUGCUGAUGAUCUGGGCUUUAAAAAAGGAGAGAAGUUAAAGAUUCUUGAAGAGCAUGGAGAGUGGUGGAAGGCAAGGUCUUUGACCACAAGAAAGGAAGGAUUCAUUCCUUCAAACUAUGUUGCAGAAGCAGACACUAUGGAAACAGAAGAAUGGUUCUUCAAAGAUAUCACACGGAAGGAUGCAGAAAGACAGUUGUUGGCGCCUGCUAACAAACCUGGGUCUUACCUCAUCCGGGAGAGUGAAACUUCAAAAGGAAGUUAUUCACUGUCAAUCAGAGAUGCGGACGCUCAGGGGCAGGAUGUUGUUAAGCAUUAUAAAAUCAGAUCUCUGGAUAAUGGAGGCUACUACAUCUCUCCAAAAAUCACAUUCAAUGACAUCAACAGCAUGAUAAAACAUUACCACAAACAAGCAGACGGAUUAUGUCGAAAACUAGAGAAACCAUGUGAGAAGCCAAAAGCACAGAAACCUUGGGACAAAGAUGCAUGGGAAAUCUCUAAAGAAUCCAUAAAGAUGGUGAAGAAGCUCGGAGCAGGGCAGUUUGGAGAGGUGUGGAUGGCCUACUAUAAUAACAGCACAAAAGUGGCGGUAAAAACACUGAAGCCGGGCACAAUGUCAGUGGAGGCUUUCUUAGAGGAGGCCAACCUAAUGAAAACCUUACAGCACGAAAGACUCGUGCGCCUCUAUGCUGUCGUCACCAAAACUGAGCCCAUCUACAUCAUCACUGAGUUCAUGGCAAAUGGAAGCUUAUUGGAUUUCUUGAAAAGUGCGGCUGGCUGCAAAGUACAGUUACCGAAGCUAAUAGAUUUUUCUGCACAGAUAGCUGAAGGUAUGGCCUACAUUGAGAAGAAGAAUUAUAUCCACCGAGACCUGAGAGCAGCUAAUGUGCUGGUUUCAGACAGCCUGUUGUGCAAAAUAGCUGAUUUUGGCCUGGCCAGAGUAAUUGAGGAUGACCAAUACACAGCCAGAGAAGGAGCAAAAUUUCCUAUCAAAUGGACGGCACCCGAGGCCAUCAACUACGGUUCUUUCACCAUCAAAUCAGAUAUGUGGUCCUUUGGGGUUCUCCUGUAUGAGAUUAUAACAUACGGGAAAAUUCCGUAUCCAGGUAUGAGUAACAGUGAAGUCAUGAGCUCUGUUCAGAGAGGUUACCGGAUGCCCCGUCCUGAAAACUGUCCCACUGAACUUUAUGAGGUCAUGACCAUGUGCUGGAAGAGUAAACCAGACGACCGGCCCACGUUUGACUAUAUUCAGAGUGUACUAGAUGACUUCUACACAGCCACUGAGGGCCAGUACCAGCAGCAGCCAUGAGGAUGCAAAAUCAUAUUUUUGUACUGUUUUAGGAUGAUCAAAAGAUCUGUGUUUUAUCUAUGAAUCGAUGUAUUAAUGUGUAACUAAUAAUGGGAUCAAUCUGCUUACUUAUGUGUAAGCAAGGUUCCGAUUUUCUAUUUCUGCUUCAAAUUGAAGUCUUAACAGUCUGUUUACUACUUUUGCUGUUCACAUUCAAAUUUCAAUGGCUGCAUUUCAAUUUGUAAAUAAUUUUAUGUUUCAAAGUACCCUACCAAAGUUUAAUUGUUAUUUGUACACAUUUUACACCGGGCUUUGCAAACUGGAGUCUGGGGGCUGCUAUAAGGUCUGCAAAUAAAUUCAGAGCAAAUAAAAUAUUUUACUUUUAGGGCUGUCCAAGUUAACUGUGAAGCUGUUUUGGAAGGAUAUUUAUUGUAAAGGAGCUAAACCAAUACAUUUGAAUUGAAAUCAUUUUUUUCAGAUGGAAUGAAUCAUUUAUAAAUGACAUUAUACAGCUGCCUAUAUCUUUUUUUUAAGAGGGACCUUCGAAAAGCAUCAUCAUAUUUUAAGGUUCUUGGAAACAAAAUGUUUGAAAACCUCUGGUUUAAAUUAAAAUAAUUGGAUGACUAAAUGAAAUCCAUGCACUGUAAAGAGAGUGUGAUCUUGACCUUUUUUUAUUUUUUUUUUGUAUGACAUAUUUUAAUAACAAUAUUGAUAACGUU